Molecule: messenger RNA, 2068 nt
Organism: Astyanax mexicanus (Mexican tetra)
Lineage: Eukaryota; Metazoa; Chordata; Actinopteri; Characiformes; Acestrorhamphidae
Gene: aldh3b1
Product: aldehyde dehydrogenase 3 family, member B1
Exons: 10
Coding region: 276-1697 (473 amino acids)
Biological process (GO): aldehyde metabolic process
Cellular component (GO): cytoplasm
Molecular function (GO): aldehyde dehydrogenase (NAD+) activity
Source: RefSeq, a predicted model, not a curated record
UGUCAGCAGUGUUUUUAGGUGGGAGGCAGGAGAUUAGCCUUUCUGGGGGCUAAUGCUGAAGCUGCUUUACUCUCCUCGUUCUGCCCCUUAUUCCUACAAACAACGGGUUUUUCCUGUAGGCUCUGAUAAUCCUUCCCUACGACAGAAGCCAAACCCGAUUAGCUUCAUUUUUCUCUGAGGGAGCACCCGGAACUGACUCGCCUCUUGCAGCUGGACUGAAGUUAGCAGAGAGAGGGGUUUCUGACAGGAUCCGUAAACAGAACAGUGUGUUAGAAAUGGAAAGUCAGAAGAAGGUGAUAGAAAGGCUUCGGGCUGCAUUCAGGUCUGGUGUGACAAUUCCUCAGCAUUUCCGUCUGACCCAGCUGAAGGCUCUGCUCUCUCUGCUGGAGGAAAAUGAAACACAAAUCCUGGAGGCAAUGCACAAAGAUCUUGCAAAGCCCAAGUUUGAGGCUGUGCUGUCAGAAAUUGACCUGGUUGUCAACGAUGUUUGCUUUGCCAUCAACAACCUACACAGCUGGAUGCAGCCCAACUAUGUGGGGACAAAUUUGGCAACAAAGCUGGAUGACUGUUUUGUCCGCAGAGAGCCAUUAGGGGUGGUUUUGAUCAUAGGUGCAUGGAACUAUCCUCUCCAGCUCAUUUUGUUGCCUCUCAUCGGUGCUAUUGCCGCAGGAAACUGUGCUCUUAUGAAACCAUCAGAGAUCAGUGCAGCGACUGAGAAACUUCUUGCAGACCUCAUACCCAGAUAUCUCUCUCAGGAAUGCUUUGCAGUUAUGUGUGGAGGAGCAGAGGAAACUAAGCAGCUUUUAGAGAACAGAUUUGAUCAUAUCUUCUACACGGGUUCCCAGGCAGUGGCCCGGAGCAUCCUCCAGGCAGCCGCGGUGCACCUGACCCCGGUCACUCUGGAGCUAGGGGGAAAGUGUCCAUGCCUCAUUUACGGCCGCCUGGACAUCAAAGCCGCAGCCAAAAGGCUGGUGUGGGCCAAAUACUUCAACGCAGGUCAAAGCUGUGUGGCCCCAGACUAUGUCCUGUGCACGGUGGAGAUGCGGGACGCACUCCUGCCUGCAAUCACUCAGGCUAUAGAGGAGUUUUAUGGCUCUCAGAUUCAGAAAAGUGUAGAUUAUGGCCGCAUCGUAACAGACAGACACUGGGACAGACUGAUUGAUCUUCUGGGCAAGUCUGAGGGGAAAGUGGUCAUUGGAGGAGAGAUAGAUAAAGAGGAGAAAUACUUCGCUCCGACAGUGAUUAUUGAUUUGCAGGAAUCAGACGCUCUGAUGCAGGAGGAAAUAUUCGGCCCUAUUCUGCCCAUCAUCACCAUAGAGUCUCUGGAGCAGGGCAUUAACUUCAUCAACCAGAGAGAGAAGCCUCUGGCUCUUUAUGCCUUUUCUGACGAGCCUCAGAUUGUGACCACAGUGUUGGAAAGAACCAGCAGUGGAGGGUUUUGCUCUAAUGAUGGAAUCGUUCACAUGACUCUUCCUGGUUUGCCUUUUGGAGGAGUGGGUGCCAGCGGGAUGGGCAGUUAUCAUGGACGCUGGACCUUUGAGACGUUCAGUCACAGACGUGGAUGUAUGUUCCGGGGAUGGGGCCUGGAGCGCAUUGGUGCUCUACGCUACCCACCAUACAAAGAAAGUAACCUGAGUUGGCUACGCUGGGCCACCACAGCUAAGAAGAAGGGCUGGGGAGAAUGCUCAGUGUUGUGAGAGGUUUGCUUUGUUUUGUGUAAACCUGUACUGAAAAUGAGGCUCUCACUGUAGAGAUAGAAAUGCCUCAGGGAAGUAAGGCCUAAAAGGCUUUAAGUUGCAGUGGUUUGUUACAGAUUAAUGACUGUGGUAUUGAACUAGGAUUACAUUUUUCAUAAACUUUUUUUUUUUAAUAGAUACACUACUUCUCUACUAGAGGGCAGACUUUAGCUGGCCAAAGUCUAAUACAUUCAUAGAUUAACAGUUUUACAAAUACCGGUAGCACAUUUGUGUUUUGAAGAGAUUUGACAUGACUCUGAUUUUGCUGUGAGGUAUUUGUUUGAACGUGAAAAUCAAUUCUGAGAAGAUGUAAUUUCACAUGGUCAUAAAUU